AGGGGCGGGGCCAGAGGGUUCUAGCAGUUUCUAGAAGGCGGAGUCGGAAGCGGAAAGGCGCGAGGCGAGCGAGAGGAAGGAGAGAGAGAGGCGCUUCUGGAGCGAGGACUGAGCCGGCCCUCCGUCCGUCCUUCCGUCGCCAUGGAGAAGGUAAAUGAAUUGAAGGAGAAGGGUAAUAAGGCCCUCAGCUCAGGCAAUACUGCUGAAGCGAUCAAACACUAUUCGGAGGCCAUCAAAUUGGACUCUUCCAAUCAUGUCCUGUACAGCAAUCGGUCUGCUGCGUAUGCUAAGAAAGGAGAAUAUCAGAAGGCCUUGGAAGAUGCUUGUAAGACCGUUGAGCUGAAGCCAGAGUGGGGCAAGGGUUACUCCCGAAAGGCAGCUGCCUUGGAAUUCCUGAACCGCUUUGAGGAGGCCAAGAAGACAUAUGCAGAAGGGCUGAAACAUGAGCCAGGCAAUGCACAGCUGAAAGAAGGGCUGCAGAACAUGGAAUCUAGGCUGGCAGAAAGGAAUAUCAUGAACCCUUUCAAUAUGCCCAACCUUUACCAGAAGCUGGAGAGUGAUCCCCGCACCAGAGGCUUACUCAAUGACCCAAGCUACAGAGAACUGAUAGAGCAGCUCCGCAACAAGCCAUCAGAACUGGGAGCGAAACUGAAGGACCCACGAGUGAUGACAACCCUAGGAGUGCUGCUUGGAGUUGACUUAGCUGGUGCAGAUGAUGAGGAUGAAGCCAUGUCUCCACCCCCACCUCCACCCCCCAAGAAAGAGCCCAAGCCAGAACCCAUGGAGGAAGAUCUGCCAGAGAAUAAAAAGCAGGCUAUUAAGGAAAAGGAACUGGGGAACGAGGCAUACAAGAAGAAAGACUUUGAAACAGCCCUGAAGCAUUAUGAUAAAGCAAAGGAACUCGAUCCAACCAACAUGACUUAUAUCACCAAUCAAGCAGCUGUGUAUUUUGAGAUGGGAGAUUACAACAAGUGCCGAGAACUCUGUGAGCAGGCCAUUGAGGUAGGGCGCGAAAACCGGGAGGACUACCGACAGAUUGCCAAAGCUUAUGCCCGGAUUGGUAAUUCCUACUUCAAGGAAGAAAAAUAUAAGGAAGCUACUCAAUUCUACAACAAGUCAUUGGCUGAGCACCGGACUCCAGAUGUGUUAAAAAAGUGUCAACAGGCUGAGAAAAUCUUGAAAGAACAGGAGAGAGUAGCCUACAUCAAUCCUGAGCUGGCUCUGGAAGAGAAGAACAAAGGCAAUGAGUGUUUCCAGAAAGGGGACUAUCCACAAGCAAUGAAACACUACACGGAAGCCAUCAGACGCAACCCUAAUGAUGCCAAACUGUACAGUAACAGAGCUGCCUGCUACACCAAAUUGCUAGAGUUCCAGUUAGCAUUAAAGGACUGUGAAGAAUGUAUUCGGCUAGAACCCGCAUUCAUCAAGGGCUACACACGCAAGGCGGCAGCACUGGAAGCAAUGAAGGAUUAUACCAAAGCCAUGGAUGUCUACCAGAAAGCCCUGGAACUGGACUCCAACUGCAAGGAAGCGGCAGAGGGUUACCAGCGCUGUCUCAUGUCCCAGUACAAUCGCAAUGACAACCCUGAGGAUGUGAAGCGCCGUGCCAUGGCUGACCCUGAGGUGCAGCAGAUCAUGAGUGACCCAGCCAUGAGACUGAUCCUUGAGCAAAUGCAGAAAGAUCCUCAAGCAUUAAGCGAACACUUGAAGAAUCCAGUCAUCGCCCAGAAAAUCCAGAAGCUCAUGGAUGUUGGUUUAAUUGCCAUUCGGUGAUGAUUUUGACUCUGCGCCCUCCCUCCUUUCCCCUGUUAAAAAGGGCAGCUGGGACUUCUGGAUGCUGGCAAUGCCAUUCCAGGGCGCAUUCCUCUGUCAGAGGCAAAGACUUGUACAGUCCAGUGGUGUGUUGGUUUUUCAUUUGCACACGCGUGUGUGUGCUCACACCAAACCACCCCGCCAGCUCCUCCUGGGCCUGGCCUAUCAGAUAUCAUGGCUCAUUGUUCUGUCUGUCUCAGCAGUUAUUCCCACUUGUUAGCUGCCCUCUUCUACUUUCUUCUCCUUCCCCUAUUGCAGUUUUAAAUUCUCCUUGCCAGUGAUUGUGGUGCGGAGAAGUUUGUCACUCAUUUGUUGUCUUAUUUCUUUCAGCUCUGAGGCUGCAUACUUUUUUUUUUUUGUCUGCUGCACAUGCAAUAAAAGCAAAGUUAGUGGC
Sceloporus undulatus (fence lizard) is the source of this 2206-nucleotide messenger RNA. RefSeq names its product stress induced phosphoprotein 1 (gene STIP1). Gene Ontology annotation, molecular function: Hsp90 protein binding. Bases 142 to 1773 code for a protein of 543 amino acids. NCBI's taxonomy places the organism in Eukaryota, Metazoa, Chordata, Lepidosauria, Squamata, Phrynosomatidae. The transcript is spliced from 14 exons. The record is from RefSeq and is a predicted model, not a curated record.